Molecule: messenger RNA, 855 nt
Organism: Symbiodinium sp. CCMP2592
Lineage: Eukaryota; Dinophyceae; Suessiales; Symbiodiniaceae
Source: the annotation of a GenBank genome assembly
AUGGUGGGCGAGCAACCGUUCCAUGGCUCUACGGAUGAGUCCUUCCGGUACAAUUUCGGCAAAACGGAGUUCCAGGUCGACUUCUCGAGCGCGAGGGAAGGUACCUCUACAAAUUUGUCGACGGGAAAAGCCCGGCAGAUUUGCUUUGUGCCACGAGGCCAGUCACCUCCUGGCAUGGAGCGCGAGCCGGAGAGCUCCAUGCAGCCGCAGGUGACAGAGGCGACCGACCGACCGAUGCAGGCAACGAAGGCGGAUAGCAACCUCCCCACGUGCUAUUACCUCGCAGCUGGCACAUCCAGCCAGUCCUACGACGGAGAGUACCACUGGCUCAUUGAGCUCGAAAAGGGCUGGAGCCCCUGGAUGCCGGGCAACGAGCCCUUUGAUGGCAAUACGGAUCAGCCUCUUCGGUACACCCUUGGACGGUACGACUUCGAAGUCCACUUCGAGGACGAAACCCACGGAACGCAGACCAACCUUACUACCGGGAAGGUGAGGCGCAUUCAGUGCUUAAGGAAGGGAGAGCCCGUCCCCACCUGGGAAGGCACGGGAAUCCGAAGACGGCCUGCCAAUGGCGCCGGAGCCGAGUUGGCAGCAGCACCGGCCGAGUCGGCCGCCAUGGCCGCGCAGUCAGACCGUUUCGGGCGGCGAGCACCGGCUGCGUACCCUUCUGCAACCACUGGGGCACCGGUCAAGGGAACGCAGAAGUUUUCGCUCCGCACCUCCAAGCCAGCGGCCACCACGCGGCCCCAAGUUUCCGAGGCGGCACACAAUGCGAGUGUCCCGCUGCGGAGUCCCGGCUCCACUCCCGGCGGGACGAUGCCACGCUUCAUGCGGCCACUGAAGUCCAAGCCUUGA